AUGGCUCACAAAUUCGGGGUUAACUACGAAAGGCACCCAAUGGUAGCGCCCAUCUGGGAUCGUCUACAGGGCAUCGAACAACAGCUGGACCGGCUCGACCUCGCAGUGAACACUAUACUGAAGCAUUUGAACAUCUCACUACCAAGUGAGCUGGGGCCAGUGAACGGAGAGCCAAACCACGUCUCUUCCACCUCACAAUCUGAAGUUGCCCCAGGGUCUCAGGUCUCUGACGCGCCGUAUGUGUACAAAGCGCUCAGCUUUGAAAAAGCAGAGAUUCGCCUGCUCGCUCUUUACAAUGCAGACGAUGACUCGGAAGAGAUCAAGGGCACUCUGGAGCUCUUGAGUCUCGAGGCACCUCAGACUGCGCGACUGAAGCAGUACAAUGCCAUGUCAUACUGCUGGGGGGAACCCAAGAUGGACGGACGUGUCAUCGUCGACGGUCAUGUCUUUCCGGUCACUAGGAAUUUGGAGAGUGCAUUGCGCCAGAUGAGGAAGAGAGCCACAAAGGAAGCGGCGACUGCCAGGGCACCUUCUCCAAUGACUCUCUGGUGGAUUGACCAGAUCUGCAUCAAUCAAGAGGACAUCGAAGAACGAGGUAAUCAAGUUUCGUUGAUGCGCCGCAUCUACAAGGGUGCCCAGUCUGUUCAUGUCUGGCUUGGCGAUGCCAUCGAAGGGAGUGCACUCGCCAUGGAUGUUGUUGGCAAGAUUGGCCGGCCUCCCGCCCGAGGCCCUGGGGAGAAGGAGGUUGAAUAUCCAGAGCUCUCAGAAGAGGAAGUGCGCAAGAAUUGGCAUGCUUUGCGUCUAUUACUGGAUCAACCCUGGUGGCUACGAAGUUGGAUCCGUCAAGAGGCAUCGUUAGGAUCCCGAACACAGGUCAGUUGGGGUGACUACAAUAUCGGGUUCGACGUAUUAUCGCAAGCUGUCAUGGCCAUUGAGUAUGCAGACAGCCUUGGCCACCAACUUCCCGCGCUGUGCUUGGGUGCCGAAAACCAGCAACCAGGAGACGGCACGCUUGAUUUCAGCUUCUACCACCAGGCGCGAAGCCUUCGUACCUUGAGGAAAGCCUCUCACUCAGGCCGCUCGUUUGUGCCACUACACGAGCUCCUCCUUCAUUCCCGCCACUGCAAAGCCACGGAUCUGAGAGACAAGGUCUAUUCGAUGCUGGGAAUGGCAGACCCGGAGGUUUACCUGCUGCGACCGGAUUAUCGACUUUCUCUUCCCGAAGUCUUGAAGUCGGCUGCCCGCGCGAUCUUGCCUCAGAAGAAGGGGUUACGGCUCCUGGGCGCUUGUCAGAAUUAUGAACGGCGCCACGACUUGCCAUCUUGGGUGCCGAACCUGAUUGACGACUGGAAAUAUCGCCCCUUCGAAGCCGAUGACGUGAGACACCACAUCUCGAUCGCAGAGCCAAGCGUUCAAUUCGAGCAUGACACGCUGCUGAUCAAAGGGUUCAUCUUUGACACGGUGACCACAAUUUGUGAUACCGUCGUGCCGCCCAAUGCCACUACGGAGCAGAUCGACGACGUAUACCGGUCAUGGCAAGAAUUCGUCGAGAAGGCACACGAAGCUGGACACACUGAUGUUGGCGGACACCAGUACGGGGCAACAUACGGCCUUCACGAGAAGAAGGACAUGUUCUGGGUCAACUUCCUGUCCACCGACCGCAUGGCCAGCAGGCAUCUCCGCUACUCACAGGACGACAACACCACCCUUCUCCCCGAGCGUGAGGACGGAUUGAAGAUGCAAUACCUUGGUCUGAAUCUGAAGUUGGCGCAGAGUUACCUGCUUCCUGCAUCCUCUGAACCGAGCAGCUUGCAUCCGCUGCGUCCUAUCAGAGCUGCAUUGAAAAAGUACGGAGUCGGUCGACGAGUGGGGAUAUGCGUGGGACAGAAGACUCCCGUGCUCUUGCCCGGAGAUGCCAUGCCAGGUGAUGCGAUCGCUGUCUUCAGAGGGGCUAGCUUCCCAUAUGUCCUGCGCAAGCUCUCAGUGGAGGGCCAAGGGACGGCGGAGGAGCAGUAUGUGCUGGUGGGCGAGGCUUUUUUGCCCGAAACGGCAUCGAACAAGGCGAUAGCAUUUGCACCCAAGACAGCGGAUGCGAUACGCAUUGUCUGA
This is a messenger RNA of Fonsecaea multimorphosa CBS 102226, 2109 nucleotides long. RefSeq lists its product as uncharacterized. Lineage: Eukaryota; Fungi; Ascomycota; Eurotiomycetes; Chaetothyriales; Herpotrichiellaceae. Bases 1 to 2109 code for a protein of 702 amino acids. The record is from RefSeq and is a predicted model, not a curated record. The transcript has 3 exons.